CUGUGGUUCGAAGACUUGCCGAGGUUCAUCGAUCAAAUUUUGUUGAUCUGUAUCUGCAAUACCUUGUGUGCUGUGGUACUCUGAUUGUUUCAAAUAUGGCAGAUUCCAAGCCAAAGUUAUAUGCAGCAUGGUUUUGCCCAUUUGCUCAUCGUGCCUGGAUAGCAAUGUUGGCCAAGAAAGUAGAUUUUGAGUACAUUGAACAUGACCCAUAUGACAAGACGCCAGAGUGGAUGGCCAUCAGUCCCACUGGAAAAGUACCUGUGAUUGUCCAUAAUGGGAAMMAAAUCUAUGAAAGUGCUGUUUGUAUUGAAUACAUCGAUGAGGCAUUCUCUACUGAAGUCCUGCUGCUCCCAAAAGAUCCUUAUGAAAGAGCAGUGGCACGUAUCUGGGGAGAUUUUCUUGGGAAWAAURUAAYWYCYCAUUUCKUUAGUGCUCUUARGAAGAAGACRAAGGAAGAGCAAGUGGAACAGCUAGAGAACUUUCAGAACGGACUGAAAAAGUUUCUUGCCGCCAUGGAUCCCAAUGCUACAUUUCUUCAGGGUGAAACCAUAGGAUACCUUGACAUAAUGCUGGCACCUUUUGCAAAUCUGCUCAAAGUCUUGAAGCAUUACAUAAGUUUUGAGGUGCCACAAGUGCCAGAGUUCAGCAGGUUCCACAAAUGGUGGGAUGCAGUCAAGAGUCACCCAGCAAUAAUACCAGUUACACAGAUCCCAAUUGAAAAAUUCAUUGCAAGAUACGAAAAGUAUUUUUCAACUUCAAGUUAAAAACUUGUGGAGAUUGUGAUUGUGAUUGUAAUAAAAAUCAAAAUGGCAAA
Messenger RNA from Actinia tenebrosa (Australian red waratah sea anemone), 814 nucleotides. RefSeq lists its product as uncharacterized. Gene Ontology annotation, cellular component: cytoplasm. Gene Ontology annotation, molecular function: glutathione transferase activity. NCBI's taxonomy places the organism in Eukaryota, Metazoa, Cnidaria, Anthozoa, Actiniaria, Actiniidae. The record is from RefSeq and is a predicted model, not a curated record.